Messenger RNA from Vitrella brassicaformis, 1166 nucleotides. The record is from the annotation of a GenBank genome assembly. Lineage: Eukaryota; Vitrellaceae.
GCCAUCUGUGUGAGCAGCGGCACGUCAGUCAUGUCGCUCAAUCUCUCAAGGUACCGCCCGAGGGACGACGGCAUCUGAACGCCCCUUAUCAACGUCAGCCCCCGUAACCGCGAGAAGAAGAAGAUGUCAUCGUAACUCAGGCCGUGACCCGACACGUGCUGCUCCGACGCAAUCAGCCCCUCAACCCCUCUCAGCGCCUCGUUCAGCUUCCUCACUGAUUGUCGCUGUCAGCAAAAUAGUACUCGUAGGUCAGGUCCCGGUGCUCCUUGGGCAGGCUCGCCCAGUCGGCCUUGGACAAAGUCUCGCCGCUCUCAGGAUCCUGCACACACGGUCAUGGCCAUCCAUUGGUAUGAGAGGGGUGCGGUGCAUCAGAUCAUCAGGCCUGCUUACGGGCAGCGGGUGUGUCGUCACGAACCUCUCCCGGGCGCUCUGAGAUCGGAACUCAGGCAGCACUGCCGACCUAAUGUAGCGAGGCCGUCCGAGGUUGCGCAUUGGCGAUGAGAUGCUCUUGAUCCAUGAGUCGAUGUCGGAUCUAUCGGUUGCCGGCUUGAGCACCGGAGGCCCGUACCUACCGUCGUUCUCGACUCGCGCAAUGAUGUCAAGAGACUCAGCCUGCACACACGCGGUGCGGUCAUUCCAUCCAGCAGCACCCCAGCCAGACACAUGGCAUCCACCCCCUCCGUCCGUACCAUUGCAGGCUCAUUUGGGAACUGGACGAUGGGCGUAAUCUUCUUACCCACCAGCUCCAUCGCUGACGACCAAAUCAAUCAUCGAUGAGUUCAGCGAUUUGACUCAACAAAACACAUACACCCCUGACAGCAGAGACUCAGCGAGGAAGCCUCGUCGUCGCUCCCCUUACGUGUUUCUGCAUCAUCCUCCGCCACCCAAAUCAUCCUGUAAGGCACCUUCUUGAGGCCGAGAGCCAUGCGGCAGCGCAGCGUAUAGUGGCUAUGCUCGUACCCGAAUCUGCAGCAAAACAAAAGCACGGGAUCUAACAGCCAGCCAUCAGUCGAGGCGUUCGUUCUACGGUAGUACUUCUACCUACAGGCGUGGCGCGCCAGGCGGCAUGUUCUCGAGGCCUGGCGUGAAGGCGAGAGCGAGAGCGAGGGAGGGGAGAACCAUGACAAACACGAAGGCGUCCAUCAUAUAUAUGGGGAAGGUGGAUC